This is a messenger RNA of Cuscuta europaea, 442 nucleotides long. NCBI's taxonomy places the organism in Eukaryota, Viridiplantae, Streptophyta, Magnoliopsida, Solanales, Convolvulaceae. The record is from the annotation of a GenBank genome assembly.
CCAUGUUGGAACUGCUUAACCAGCUGGAAGGUUUUGAUUCAAUGGGAGAUGUUAUGGUUAUCCUCGCCACUAAUAAGAUCGAAAGCCUUGAUCCCGCCCUACUUCGUCCAGGUAGAAUUGACCGGAAGAUUGAGUUUCCACUUCCUGAUAUUAAAACCAGGCGUACAAUUUUCCAGAUACACACAGCAAGGAUGACGUUGGCUGAUGAUGUCAACUUAGAAGAGUUUGUGAUGACUAAGGAUGCAUUUUCUGGAGCUGAUAUCAAAGCAAUUUGUACCGAAGCUGCUUUGCUUGCUCUAAGAGAGAGGCGCAUGAAGGUGGUGCAUGCUGAUUUCAAGAAAGCAAAAGAUAAGGUCAUGUUUAAGAAGAAAGGAGUCCCAGAAGGGCUUUACAUGUACUAGUCUCUUAUUGUCAUUUGAUCCCAAAAAUAUUUUGUACUGUG